Molecule: messenger RNA, 258 nt
Organism: Zygosaccharomyces rouxii
Lineage: Eukaryota; Fungi; Ascomycota; Saccharomycetes; Saccharomycetales; Saccharomycetaceae
Gene: PCC1
Product: chromatin DNA-binding EKC/KEOPS complex subunit PCC1
Exons: 2
Coding region: 1-258 (85 amino acids)
Cellular component (GO): EKC/KEOPS complex
Source: RefSeq, a predicted model, not a curated record
AUGAAUCAUUUAGACCACAAUCUCCAUCUAACAAUACCCUUCCCUAACGACAGGUACUCCGAAGUCGCUGUCAAAGUGCUUAGACCUGACCCGAUACUAAGGCCUGAGGAUUUCCAAGUUGAAUACAAGAGUAAGGGUAAUUUGCUAGAAAUCGAUUUUAAGAGCGUUGAUGAUAGGGUUUUACGUGUUGGAGUAAGUAGCGUUAUAGACAGUGUAAAAACUAUCGUCGAAACUAUCGAUGAACUGGAUUAUAUGUAA